ACAUCUAACAACAUGGAUUCCAGACCAUCUCUGACCGAAGAUGAUUUCUCCUGUCCUGUGUGCUGUGACAUCUUCAGUGAGCCUUUGCUCCUGGCCUGCUCCCACAGCAUCUGUAAGCGCUGCCUGCACACCUUCUGGCAGCAGCGAGGGGUUCUAGAGUGUCCUAUCUGCAGGACCGUGUCCUCCAGCUCUGAGCCUCCGCUCAACAUCGUGCUGCACAACAUGUGUGAGGCGGUGCUGAGGGAGCGGAACCGGAGGAUGUCAGUGGAGAUGGAGGGGCUCUGUAGUAUACACCGUGAAUCUCUUUCUCUGUUCUGUGUAAAGGAUCAGAGGCCUCUCUGCACCAAGUGCAAGAACUCCAGAUUACACAGCAGGCACACCGUCUGCUCAAUACAAGAAGCUUCUCAAGACCUCAAGCAGGUACUCCAGAUGAAACUAAAGCCAUUAACUGAGAAGAUUAGAAUCUAUGAAGACUUCAAACAAUCCUGUGUUAAUACUAGCGUGCACAUUAAGAAGCAGAGCCAAAGCACAGAGACACUGAUCAGGAGGGAAUUCGCAAAGCUUCACCAGUUUCUCUGGCAUGAAGAGAAAACCAGAAUAGCUGCACUAAAAGACGAAGAGGAGCAGAGGAGUCAGGAAAUGAAGAAAAAGAUUGACAAGACCACAAUACAAAUAUCCAGUAUCUUGGACACCAUCAGUGUCAUUGAGAAACAGAUACAUGGAGAAGAUUUGCCAUUUUUACUGCACUAUAAUGAUUCACUUGAAAGAACUCAAGCGAAACUAGAAAAUCCAGAGAAAUUAUCUGGAGUUCUGAUCAAUGUAGCAAAGCAUCUGAGCAACUUGAGCUUCCAAGUUUCAGAGAAGAUGCACAACUUUGUACAAUACACUCCUGUUGCACUCGACCCCAACACUGCUCACGCUGGCCUCAUGGUGUCUGAUGAUCUGAUUACGGUGGAGUAUAAAGGCGACCUUCAGCAGCUUCCUGAAAACUCGGAGAGGUUCGAGGGCUAUGUGAGUGUCAUAGGCUCUGAGGGCUUUAAUUCAGGCAUACACUGGUGGGAUGUCGAGGUUGGAGACAACACAGCCUGGGCUGUGGGAAUCAUCUCAGAGUCUGUGUGUAAGCAGAGAGAGAACCUCUCACGGUUCGGUAUAUGGUAUAUAGGUUUCUCUAAUGGUAAAUAUGGUAAAGGAUAUGCACCAGAGAUCCUGACUCCACUCCGAGUUAACAAGGCAAUCCAAAGGAUAAGGGUUCAGGUGGACUUUGACAAAGGCAAGGUGAUCUUCAUUGACUCAGCCCAGAAUACCUGUUUGCACAUCUUCAAACAAUCGUUUAGAGAGAGAGUUUUCCCUUACUUUUACAGCCACUGCAGAAACCAUCCUCUGAGAAUAUUACCAGCAAAAUCCUCCAUGCCUAUUCAGAUUCAUGGUUAGAUAAUACCAGUCAACACUACACUCAGACAAUAUUUAAUAAAGGUGUGUUACUUUAAAUGGUAUUUUUGCUAGGUGCAUUGCAAAUGAACAGACUAUUCAACACAAAAAAGGUGUGUGUGUAUAUAUAUAUAUAUUGUGUGUCUGCUCAUGUGCUCAUCCAUUCAGUAAAUUUUGUAGCAAUAAAUCAUGUAGAAAUGGUUCGUGUUUUUGUGCAAAACAGUUUAAAAAGUCUACUCAGAAUGAAUCCUCCCCCCCAAAAUAAGUGGCAGUUCUGCAGGCAGGAAUUCCUUGUUGAUGAGAAAUGUCAAAAGAUAAUACCAGACCUGUUUAAGCAAGCAGGAAUGCUACUCUAACUUAAUUAACCACCCAUACAACCAAAAUGAGCAGAAAAGCAUUUUAGAAUGCACAGCAUGGUAAACCUUUGGGUGAAUAAAUUUUAACAGCAGGAUUCCAAAUUUUUUCAGCCGAGAGCAUGAUUUAGAGGGUAGAACCUAGACGUGCUGCCAUGCCAUUCAAAGCAGCAUUUGCUGGCAUACACACAAACACAUGUAGCUCUAAAGAUCUAUUUGGAAACCCGUGUUGGCAUUAAAUAUUGGAGUUAAAUUCAUUUAUUGGGCCAGAUGUACCACAAGGCCCUGAUUCAUUGAUGAGACCAAGCAGAAGAGUAUUCAGUGUUUUCUCUGAAACCAUAUUUAUCAUUUUGCUCUAUAUUAUUGAUAGAAAACAUAACAUUAUUGUGGUUAAUAGGUCUAAGCCUAAAAGCAUCUUUACUGUUUUCACUCUGAUGAGAAAAAUUUUAAUAAUCAAAUCAGACAAAUCAAUUUAUUAUUUUUGAAGUUGAAGACAAACCAUUCAUUUUUUUUUUCAAGUUUUAAUUAAGUGUCUUUUUGCUGUAAUCUGUAUAUUAUUUUACCUUGUGUGGAGCAGUCAUUGAUUACGACAUGUAAAUUUGUAACUUGUAAAAAAUAUCACUUGACUAUUCAUUUUCAAUAAACUGUUAAAGUCAAUAUUUGAUCAUAAAUCUUGUGUUAUGUAGUUUCUAAUCAUCUGUCAAGCCUAAUGGAGGCAGUAUUAUGGUACGGCCGGGAACAGC
Silurus meridionalis is the source of this 2524-nucleotide messenger RNA. Its product is annotated as E3 ubiquitin-protein ligase TRIM39-like. The transcript has 6 exons. The record is from RefSeq and is a predicted model, not a curated record. Lineage: Eukaryota; Metazoa; Chordata; Actinopteri; Siluriformes; Siluridae. The coding region runs from base 13 to 1431 and encodes 472 amino acids. Gene Ontology annotation, molecular function: protein binding; zinc ion binding.